GGCUCCGGAGAGAGGAAGAUUACACAGAUCCAAGGAAGCUGCAGAGCACACCCUCCCUCCCCACCGAGGAUACACAGGACUAUGCCCACUUUCCCCUCCUCCCUCCCUUUCUCUCUUACCCAUUCCCUCACUCUCGUGCUCAACUCUGUGCUGAGCAUCGUCGGAGAGGCUGGGCUGUAGGCGGGCUGACCAUCGCCUCUCAACGAGCCACUGAGGAGAAACUUCAAGAAGCUCAUCCACACGGCUGCCCUCUCCUCCUGCCUGAGGAUGCCGGAGCUCGGACAGAGAUGGACGAGGCUGAUCGGCUUGUCGCUUCUGUGUCUGUGUCUCUGCCUGCCGAGCGAAUCAAACGCCAGGAGACCCCCAAAGAGCCCCAGAUGUCCUGCGACCUGCUCCUGCACCAAAGACAGUGCCUUCUGUGUGGAUACCAGGGCCAUUCCCAAGAGCUUCCCACCUGGAAUCAUCUCUUUGACGAUGGUGAACGCAGCCUUUACUACAAUCCCAGAGGGAGCUUUCUCGCACCUUCAUCUUCUGCAGUUCCUGCUCCUGAACUCCAACACAUUCACCCUGGUUGCUGAUGAUGCCUUCGCUGGCCUGUCUCACCUGCAGUACCUCUUCAUUGAGAACAACGACAUCCAGGCUCUCUCAAAGUACACCCUCAGAGGACUCAAGUCCCUGACUUAUCUAUCUCUCUCAAACAACAACCUGCAGCAGCUGCCAAGACAUCUCUUCAAACAUCAAGACAUCCUCACUGAUUUAGACCUGCGAGGGAACUCUUUCCGCUGCGACUGUAAGAUCAAAUGGCUGGUCGACUGGCUGGAGAAAUCCAACACUUCUGUUCCUGCCAUCUACUGUGCCAGCCCUUUUGAAUUCCAGGGACGGCGAAUUCACGACCUCACACCACGAGACUUCAACUGCAUCAGCGCAGAUUUUGCUGUUUACGAAACCUUCCCUUUCCACUCGGUGUCAGUGGAGUCCUAUCAGUUCAAUGAGGAUCAGUAUGUGGUCUUUGCUCAGCCGGAUUCAGGGUUCUGCACCUUGUUUGUAUGGGAUCACGUGGAGAUGGUCUUCAGGAAGUUUCAUAACAUUACCUCUCGCUCUGCUGUGUACUGCAAACCAGUGGUGAUAAACAACAGUCUCUACAUGGUUGUCGCUCAACUCUUUGGUGGAUCUCAUAUCUACAAGUGGGAGGAGGACCCGCAGCGCUUUGUCAAGAUCCAAGACAUUGACACAACUCGCGUGAGGAAGCCCAACUUUGUGGAGACCUUCCAGCUGGAUGAUGAGUGGUACUUUGUAGUGGCAGACAGCUCCAAGGCAGGCUCCACCAGCAUUUACCGCUGGAACAGCAAUGGCUUCUAUACCCACCAGUCCCUUCACCCCUGGCAUCGGGACACACAUGUGGAGUUCCUUGUUGUUGGAGGGAAGCCUCACCUCAUCCUCUCCAGCGCCUCUCAGACGCCGGUGGUUUACCAGUGGAACCGAAGCCAGAAGCAGUUUAUUUUCUUCUCCCAAAUCACAGAGCUAGCAGAUGUACAGAUGGUGAAGCACUUUUGGGUGAGGAAAGUUCUUUACCUUUGCCUCACACGCUUCAUCGGUGACUCCAAGAUCCUCCGCUGGGAAGGGCAGCGUUUCAUAGAGAUCCAGACUCUUCCCUCUCGAGGCUCGAUGGCAGUGUAUCCUUUCACAGUGGGCCUCCGCCAGUACCUCAUUCUUGGAAGUGAUUUCUCCUUCUCCAUCGUAUAUCUGUGGGAUGACCUCACUCAACGCUUUCAGCCCUUCCAGGAGCUCAACAUGAGAGCGCCGCGAGCGUUCAGCUUAGUAUCUGUCGACAACAAGGACAUAAUGCUGGCCGCUAGCUUUAAAGGCAACACCCUGGCCUAUCAGCACCUGUUGCUGGACCUCAGUGCCAUGUAGACAUCCAGGCGUUUCUAAGCAUUUAUCAACACGUGCCAAAUAAAGGUAAGACUGCAAAGUGUUAAAGCCAUGUAAUUUAAGGUCUGCACUAUCCCUUAACAUCAGAAUGAAAUAAUGUAGUAAUACACAGCAUCAGUAACAUGCCAACCUACGGGUUGUCACUGCUGCAUAUUUGCUUCUGUUCUGCCAAAUAUUAACCGAGGCAAAUUAUUUUUCAGAAAUAUGAUAUUGUAUGCUGCAUUUUACUAAUGUGAAAAGGAUAUGCAUGUGCAUUGACGGAAUUAUUCACUGGAUGAGACUGAAUAUUGUAACUGACUGUAAAACUAUGAAGAUUUUGUAAAUUACACAGUGUAGUUUAUCUGUGUAGCAUUUUGCAUGACACAGUGCAAUAUAUAUGAUAUAACUAUGUAAACAAGCAAUACUUACCAUCACAAUACUUUAAAUUCUUCAUUAUGUCUAUCUUUAUAUAUGAGGUACCAUUGAAUUUUUUAUUUAAUGUUCAUUCUGCAAUAAUAACAUAGGAUCAGAGCCAGUCUGAGGCAUGAGCAAACUAAUCCUGCAUUUAAUUAACUUAAUAUGUGAACCUGAUUUAGCUCUUUAGAAUGUAGUGUUUUUAAAGGUGUUAUCCAAAAUGACUCCCAAGUUCACAACAGUGGUUUGUUUGGGGGGACGUGGGAAAUGAGAGAAUAUUUGUUGGCACUUUUGGAAACUUGUGGAUAUAUGUUAUAACAAAUAAACAAUUUGAGAGACGUUUACGAAAUGUUGGGGAAUGUAUAUUAAAGCGAUCCAAAAAUUA
This is a messenger RNA of Pseudoliparis swirei, 2710 nucleotides long. It is a transcript of the gene lgi3, whose product is annotated as leucine-rich repeat LGI family, member 3. Lineage: Eukaryota; Metazoa; Chordata; Actinopteri; Perciformes; Liparidae. Bases 268 to 1914 code for a protein of 548 amino acids. Gene Ontology annotation, cellular component: synaptic vesicle. Gene Ontology annotation, molecular function: protein binding. Gene Ontology annotation, biological process: regulation of exocytosis. The record is from RefSeq and is a predicted model, not a curated record. The transcript is spliced from 9 exons.